CCUCCAGCCCACACAACAACACGCACCGUUGCACGUCAAUUCCCCCCCUCAGGGUGCCUCUCCUCCCGUUCCCUUUCUCCUCCUCCUCACGUUCUUCCCUAUUUUUCUUCCUUGGCUCUCUCCCCCCCUAUAGCCCAACGGCUCAGGUCCUCCCCGCCCUCAGACAGUCAUCGUUCCCGUCGUUUGUCUCUGUCUCUGCUCCGCGUCCUUGUCGACCGCCGCACGUGUGUGUUUGCAUCCCGAUUCCGGAUCCCGUCAGCCAUCGACCACCCAUUCACACGUCAUCUGUCGACCUAUUCCAAGCCGACCCGACGCCAGCGCUGCCGUAUAUUCCACAGUAUUGCACUCGACAUUGUCAGGACAUCAGACCAAGAAGCAGUACUUCUUGUUUCGCUCGAUCGCCAGUCAAGACCAAGUAGAUCAACAAAGCCUCCUUUGCUGCCAACAAAAACAGGACAUCGCCGGAAUAGCCUACUCCAGGAUACUCACCCCACGUUUCCUGUUCCACUCCACCAUCGAGCCACUUCCUCUGCCUUUGUGCGUCCUGCCUCGACGACCCCGACUCGACCUCGACGACGACCUCUCAUCUCUGAACCCAUUGAAGAAGAACCAUCAAUUCCAUCCCUAAGAACGUCAUUCCUUCCGAACGGCAGAUUUGCUCUCAGCACGAUAUCACACUGUGACUUUGACUAGUCAUGGCGUCCUCGCAGUUGCAGUUUGCCUACCGAACCCAGAAGGGCAUCGGCCUGUUUGAUGCUGCCCCGACCUAUCAGCCUCUCGCUGGGUUCACCAAGCCCGAAGGGAACCUCCGGUGUUGUACAUACUCGCCCUGUGGCCGCUACUUUGCCUGGGCGAGCCCCGAAGUCGUUACGGUUGUCGACGCCUCCAACGGCCAGCAGGUUCUUGCCCUCCCCAUCCUCAAUGUCUACGAGCUCGGCUUUUCUCCCCUCGGUACCUUUCUCGUGACUUGGGAGCGCCCUGCCAAGGACGAGAACGGUGAUGCGACCAAGAACUUGAAGGUCUGGCGCACUGUCGAGGACGGUGUGGCCGGCGCCGACAAGGUGCCCCUGGGCAAGUACGUUCAGAAGUCUCAGGGAGGCUGGAACCUUCAGUACACAGCCGACGAGAAGUUUUGUGCCCGCCAGGUCACCAACGAAGUCCAGUUCUACGAGAGUCACGACCUGGGCACCGUGUGGAACAAGUUGAGGGUUGAGGGUGUCGCCGACUUCGCCCUGGCACCCGGCCGCUCCCACUCUGUUGCCGUCUUCAUCCCCGAGCGCAAGGGACAACCUGCCGCCGUCAAGGUCUACAACGUGCCUCAGUUCACCUCGCCCAUCUCUCAAAAGACCUUCUUCAAGGGCGACAAGGUCCAGCUCAAGUGGAACAACCUGGGCACCAGCAUCCUUGUGCUGGCCCAGACCGACGUCGACAAGUCCAACAAGAGUUACUACGGCGAGACUACGCUCUACCUGCUGAGCGUCAACGGCUCCUUCGACGCCCGCGUCAGUCUCGACAAGGAGGGCCCCAUCCACGACGUCACCUGGUCCCCGAACUCCAAGGAGUUCGGUGUUGUUUACGGAUACAUGCCCGCCAAGACUACCAUCUUCAACCACCGAGCCGUCGCUACCCACUCGUUCCCCCUGGGCCCUCGCAACACCAUCAUCUUUUCGCCCACGGGACGCUUCGCCCUCGUUGCUGGUUUCGGUAAUCUGGCUGGCCAGAUCGACGUCUAUGACCUCGAGAAGGAUUUCCGCAAGUUGCACACCAUUGAGAGUGGGAACCCCAGCGUCUGCACGUGGAGCCCCGACAGCCGUUACAUCAUCACGGCCACCACUUCUCCUCGCCUUCGCGUCGACAAUGGCGUCAAGAUCUGGCACGCCAGCGGUCCCCUCAUGUACAAUGAGGACAUGGUUGAGCUGUACCACGUUGUUUGGAGGCCUCAAGCCGUCGACAAGGUUGCGGGCGGAGAUCCGUUGAACCCGGUCCCCACCCCGCACGCCUCUGCGGCCACGUACCUCGGCACUGUCAAGACCCCUAGCAAGCCUGCGGGAGCUUACCGCCCCCCUGGUGCCCGUGGUCUUGCCACCCCGCUUCAUUUUAAGCGUGAAGAUGAGGGUGGUGCAGCCCACGUCAGCAUGAACAACGGUUCUGCGGCCAUCGGACCUAAUGGGUUCGGCCGCCCUCGGCGUGGUGUGCCUGGCGCCGAGUUUGCAGGUGCCUCCAGCGGCGCUUCCAAGAUCCCCGGAGCCGACACCGCCGAUGGCGAUGAGAAUUUGUCAAAGGCGGCGUUGAAGAACAAGAAAAAGCGCAACAACAAGAAGAGAGAGGGCGAGGCGAACCCCGAAGGCCAGAACGGCGGCGGUGCUUCGCUCGCCCCGCCUCCUCGCGACUUCGGCUCGGGAGCGGGCCACGAGGGCCGCAGCCCCGAGCGCCGUGGCGGUGCCGGAGGUAAUCACAGACAUCGCAGCCACUCUCGUAACCCGGGUGCCGGUCAGUCCCGUAACAGGAGCAACACGCACCGGGGUCAGAAUGGCGCGCCUCAGGUGCCGAACGCGCAAGCCCAGCAGGCCGUGCCGGCGGCCGGCGCUGAUGCCGACGCCUCGCAAAACCCGAAUUCCAAGAAGAUUCGCAGCCUGCAGAAGAAGGUGCGGGCCAUUGAGGAUCUCGAGAUGAGACUGGCCGGUGGCGAGAAGCUCGAGGACACCCAGAUGAAGAAGAUUGGCACCAAGUCCUCCGUGCUCAAGGAGCUGGAGGCUCUCGAGAGGGAGCUGUAGUGCUUGCCGGCCCCUAAUUCUGGUGAUAGAAGAGGACCAUGUUGAAAAUGGGCCCAUGAAAGGAACAGCGAGAUCUCGAAAGGGGCAAUACUUGCCGGGCUUACAGCCUGCAAGUAUGAUGCUCGAAAUGCCUCACAGUUGGACGAGUUGUGUCUGGAUUACAAUUGUAGAGAAGAUCAGGAAAAGACGGAAAAUGAAAACUGCAAGACGCAUUGCGUCUAUCAUCAUCGAAACCAUUGCGCUCAGUGGGUGAUGUUAUGUUGAUGCUGUGUGUUUGUUUGUAGGUGCCUU
Colletotrichum destructivum is the source of this 3065-nucleotide messenger RNA. RefSeq names its product Putative translation initiation factor 2A, translation initiation factor, beta propellor. The transcript has 2 exons. The record is from RefSeq and is a predicted model, not a curated record. Lineage: Eukaryota; Fungi; Ascomycota; Sordariomycetes; Glomerellales; Glomerellaceae. Gene Ontology annotation, molecular function: mRNA binding; translation initiation factor activity; ribosome binding. Gene Ontology annotation, cellular component: cytosolic small ribosomal subunit. Bases 696 to 2774 code for a protein of 692 amino acids. Gene Ontology annotation, biological process: translational initiation.